Molecule: messenger RNA, 978 nt
Organism: Neurospora crassa OR74A
Lineage: Eukaryota; Fungi; Ascomycota; Sordariomycetes; Sordariales; Sordariaceae
Exons: 2
Coding region: 1-978 (325 amino acids)
Source: RefSeq, a predicted model, not a curated record
AUGGCUUCGGCAUCGCAAUUGACCUCGCCCUUCUUUAGCCAAAAAACAACCAGUACCAACAACAGCUCACAGUCAUCACUGCUAUCUUCCCAAGCCUCGCAGCCUUCGACACAACCCUCUCGGGCUUCGUCACCACUUGAGCCCGAUCCGGAAGCAGAUCUUGACCAGGAAUAUUUAGACGAAAUCGACGAGCAUCCGCCUGACGGAUGGACCGGCUAUUUGAGCGCCCAGUAUCAGACCCAUAUCGUCGACAAUCUGAAGCAGACCGUGUUCGAGAAGAUCGACCAGCUCAAAGCCUCCAUUACCUCCAUUCAGCAGAAUCAUGCCAGUCAAGAGAAAGCCAGCGCAGCAUCCGUCAACGAAUUUAGAGCCACACACGAUCAGAUUUUUAGUACCCUUCGAGACCUCAAGCCUAUUCCAAGCCGGCUUUCCGCACUAGAAACCAAUGUCAGGCAGAACAAGGAACAAGCAGGCUAUGCACUGUCCAAUCUCGACGACAAGGUCUCGAGGCUGAAAACAGAUCUGGGACUAAAGUAUGACGGAGCUAUGAGGGGGUUGAAAAGCGUCCAACAACAGAACAUGUCCCUCCUUGAGGCACUCGAAGUCCUGCAGGGGAAGAUCGGGAAUUUGCAGCAACAACAGACGCAGACGAAUGAGAGACUCUCCUCUUUCCAAAAUGAAAUGGAGAAGACUUUGGCACCAUAUCAAGGACUUUCCCAUGAGGUCUUGGAAUUAUUGAGACAGCUCCACUCUCGUCGCGCGGACCUCAUGGGACUUAUGGACCGGCCGACCACAGCUACGAGCGGCUCGAACGUGCCACUUAUUGAAGCAGGCUGCCUCUCGCCGCAGCUAAGAAAGCGCUUCCCGCUCGAGAGAAACGACCAUCUGCCACGACCAAGCAGCCCGGCACCACGAAGCAGAAAGCCCCCGUUGCAGACAUGGAAACCCCUCCUGUCAGAGCAAACAUUCAAGACAUGA